AUGGGUUGUUCAUCGUCAAAAAAUUUUACAUCUGACAUUAUAUCUAAACAUUUUUCAUUACAUAAUGAAGAAUCAUUAUCAAUAACAAAGACUAUUCCACAAUCAAUACGGUUUCUAGAAAAUUAUCUUAUUAUUUGGCUUUAUGAUGAAACAUCAAAUAAAUUUGAAAAUGAAAUAAAACAAUUACGAACACUUAUUUAUGGAUUAAAAACAUUUAAUAAUAUUGAUGCAUGUAUUACUUUUAUUGAUAAUAUUCAAGAUGAAAAAGUAUUUCUUAUUAUAUCUGGAAUACAUCGAACAUUUGAACGUUUUCAUCAUUUAACACAACUUGAAAAAUUAUAUAUAUUUGAUUCUUCUCAUAAACAAAAUGAUGAAAAAUAUCAAAUUUUAAAAUAUGAUAUUAUUCACAAUAUUGAUAAUCUUUAUAAACAACUUCAAGAAGAUAUGAAACUAUGUGAAAUGGAUUUGAUACUUAUUACGACUGUAUUCAUACCAUCAGAAGAAAUUUCAUUUUCAUCAAAAUUAACAAAACAACAAGCAUCAUUUCUUUUUACACAAAUGUUAAAAGAAAUUAUUGCUCGUCUUAAAUUUGAAAGUUGUUCAAAAGAUGUUUUCAUUGAUUUUUGUCGUUUAUAUUAUAUGAAUAAUAAUGAACAAUUACAUAUAAUUGAUGAAUUUGCAAAAAAUUAUCGUCCAAAUAAAGCUCUUUGGUGGUUAACAAAUCAAUGUUUUAUUUCAAAAAUACUUGAUCGUGUACAACGUACACAUGAAAUUGAUAUUAUUUAUAAACUUGGUUUUUUUAUUAAACAAAUAAAUAUACAAUUGAAUCAUUUAUACGAAGAGAAUUCAUUAUUAAUGAAAACAAUUUCUAUUGUAUAUCGUGGUAAAACAAUGUCAUCUAUUGAAUUUGAUACGACAGUAAAGAAUAAUUGUGGUGGUUUUCUUGCAUUUACAAAUUUUCUUAUCGCUACUAUUGACAAAAAAGAUGCUAUUGAUUUUGUUGAUCGUCGACUUACAAUGCAUCCUAAUAUGACAGGUAUUAUUUUCGAAAUAAAUAUUGAUCAAACAAAAUUUAAUGAAAAAAGUCCAUUUGCUUUACUCAAAGAUGCAGAUAUGAACAGAAAUGAGAUUUGUUUUUAUAUGAGUACCGUUUUUUGUAUUGAAUCUAUUGAACAAACUAUGAAUGGUACAAUAAUAAUAUGGUUUGUUAAAUUAAAAUUAAUCGAUGUUAAUGAUCAACAAUUACUUCGUAUCGUUGCACCUACACGAAAUGAUGAUAUACAUUUAAAUCCUGGUUAUUGUUUGGGUAAAUUAUUAAUGGAAAUGGGAGAAUAUAAACGUGCUGAACAAUUUCUUCUCGAAUUAUUACAUGAUCCUUCUGUUCGUAGUCAACCUAGACGUCUUGUACGUGUACAUAGUGGUCUAGCUGCUAUUUAUACAUAUAAUAAUCAAUAUGUUAAUGCUUUAGAUCAUUAUCAACUAGCACUUGAAACGAGUUUGACUUAUCUACAAUCUAAUCAUCCAGAUCUUGUACCUAUUUAUAAAGCUAUCGGUGAUAAUUAUUUACAUCAAAAGGACUAUAUUCAUGCCUUAGAAAACUAUGAGAAAGCAAUAGAAUUGUUAGAACAAGGUACAUCACAAAUGAAUGCCGAUAUUAUUAUUGAUUUGCAUAUUUGUAUUAACAAGGCAAAGCAAUUCAUUGAAAUGCUGAUUGAUAUUGGAAAACCAUCAAAUAGAACUCUCGAUGGAUUUAUUUGUCAUGCAAACAGUACAUUUGAAAAUGGAUUAAUAACAACAAUUGUUAAUAAUAAUACAAAGUUAGUCAAUAACAAAGAAUAUGAUGUAAUAAUUAUUGGUGUCGAAUUUGCAAGUCUUAUUUCUGCACGUGAACUUAGUCGUCGUGAUCGAAGUGUAUUAAUUCUUGAAGCAAAAAAUCGUAUAGAUGUAGCUGAUCAUAUUAGUGUAUUACUUGGUAAUGGUACUAGACUAAAACCCUUUUCAAUAAGUGAUCUUUAUCCUAAAUUAUGUGAACUUAUGACUAUUCAAACUUAUGAUCAUAUGACAAUGCAAGAACGAUUGAAACAAAUAUCAAGUUCAUUUGAUUAUCAUGAUAAUAUGCGUCAGAUUUUAGAUACUUAUCUUUCAAUGAAUACACAAUAUGAUUUGAGAAAAAGUGGAUUUCUUGAUCAUUUAUGUUUUUGGGCACUUGAAGAUUAUGAUACAAUUCGAACAUCGGAUAAAACAAGUCGAUCUAAAAUACGUGAAGGAGAAAGUGCAUUAGUUCAAGCCAUACUUGAUGAUUGUCAAGAUGUGAAUUUAUUACUCUUUACAUCUGUUAUUUCUGUCCAUAGAACAGAGGAUAAAAAAGUUAGAAUUCAAACACAAUCUCAACAAGUAUUCAAUGUUCGUACAACUAUUAUAACUGUGCCAUUAAAUCCAUUACAUAAUAUAGAAUUUCAAUCGACACUUGAAUUCGAAAAACUAUGUGCCAUUGCUGAAGGACAAUGUCGUGGUGAUACUAAAUUUUGGGCUAAACUGAAGAAUUCAAUAGAAGGUACCGUUAUUGUUUGUUUUGGUCCUGAUAAUGCACUUGAUAUUCGAGAUAUUGUAGCUGUAGAACGAGAACUACAGAAAUUUUUACCUAAUUGUAAAGUCGAACACGUUUUUGGACAUGAUUGGCGUAAUGGUUCAUUUGUAGAAAGUACUUGGUCAUGGUGGCGAGGUUCUAUAGAUGGUGCACUUGAAAGUGGUCUUACCAGUGUUCGUCAAGUUCAACAAUAUUUCCGCAGUCAAACUAUCUAA
This is a messenger RNA of Rotaria sp. Silwood1, 2802 nucleotides long. Lineage: Eukaryota; Metazoa; Rotifera; Eurotatoria; Philodinida; Philodinidae. The record is from the annotation of a GenBank genome assembly.